GUAUCCGGCCACCCGUCUGUCCAUCCGGCUACCCGGCCUGUCCAUCCGGCCACCCAUCUGUCCAUCCGGCUACCCGGCCUGUCCAUCCGGCUACCCGGCCUGUCCAUCCGGCUACCCGGCCUGUCCAUCCGGCCACCCGGCCUGUCCAUCCGGCUACCCGGCCUGUCCAUCCGGCUACCCGGCCUGUCCAUCCGGCUACCCGGCCUGUCCAUCCGGCUACCCGGCCUGUCCAUCCGGCCACCCAUCUGUCCAUCCGGCUACCCGCCUGUCCAUCCGGCCACCCGUCUGUCCAUCCGGCUACCCGGCCUGUCCAUCCGGCCACCCAUCUGUCCAUCCGGCUACCCGGCCUGUCCAUCCGGCCACCCAUCUGUCCAUCCGGCUACCCGGCCUGUCCAUCCGGCCACCCGUCUGUCCAUCCGGCUACCCGGCCUGUCCAUCCGGCCACCCGUCUGUCCAUCCGGCUACCCGGCCUGUCCAUCCGGCCACCCAUCUGUCCAUCCGGCCACCCGGCCUGUCCAUCCGGCCACCCGGCCUGUCCAUCCGGCCACCCAUCUGUCCAUCCGGCCACCCGGCCUGUCCAUCCGGCCACCCGGCCUGUCCAUCCGGCUACCCGGCCUGUCCAUCCGGCCACCCGUACCUCCACAUUUACACCGUCUAA
Messenger RNA from Procambarus clarkii (red swamp crayfish), 658 nucleotides. NCBI's taxonomy places the organism in Eukaryota, Metazoa, Arthropoda, Malacostraca, Decapoda, Cambaridae. The record is from RefSeq and is a predicted model, not a curated record.